AGUAAACUUAAUUUCAUAAACGUGAUCCACUUAUAUGUAAAGCUGCCAGCAACUCAAGCGUGUUGAAUCCUGGCUGUCUGUUGUAGACUGAUUGACACCACGGUCCGAAGAUGAAAUUUCAGGCGGUCUCUGGGCCCCUUGUCAUAGUAUUAUGCAUCUUUUCAUUCCUCUUUGGACGCUUCACUCAACAGGGCUCGCAGCUGCCGGAGCCCCAGGCCGUGACGCUCGCUGGCACUGCCCGGAAGUUAGGCUCCGCGGACUCCUCCAUAGCCUCCAUCCACACACAGCAGCAGACCGCCGCGGUGUCACCCGUUGCGCUCCUGCCCCAGCCUAAGGUCAGCAUCAACCCUCUCGACCCCGCCCAGCUGCAAAACUGGGUCCUCGACAGCACUGGACUCCUCAACGUGCGGCCCCCUUUGCCAGCCGCGGAGUCAGGCUCCGAUGUGACGUACAUCAUUCCCUUCCAGAUUCUGUCAUGGUACCCCCGCAUCGUGGUAUUCCCCGGCUUCAUCGACAAGGCCCGCUGCGACUACAUCAUCAAGCUCGCAUCCAAGCUCAUGUACCCCUCAGGCCUGGCGUACAGGCCAGGUGAGGCGGUGGACGCCAGCCAGCAGACGCGCACCAGCACCGGCACCUUCCUGUCCUCCGGCAUGGACCCGGAGGGCGUGCUGGCGUGGGCGGAGCAGCGCAUCGCCGCAGCCACACUGCUGCCCGCGGACAACGGAGAGGCCUUCAACGUGCUGCACUACCAGAACAGCCAGCACUACGACUCGCACAUGGACACCUUCGACCCCAAGGACUUUGGCCCGCAGCCCAGCCAGCGCAUCGCCACCGUGCUGCUCUACCUCAGCGAGCCGGAGGAGGGCGGGGAGACGGUGUUCAAGCGGGAGGGAGUGGACGGCGCCGAUCGGCCCAUCCAGGAUUGGCGCAACUGCGACGACGGCUCCUUCAAGUACAAGCCGCGGCUGGGCGAUGCGGUGCUGUUCUGGAGCGUGCUGCCCAACGGCGAGAUCGACCCGCAUGCACUGCACGGCAGCUGCCCCGUCAAGAAGGGCGAGAAGUGGGCAGCGACCAAGUGGAUUCGGUCGCGUGGGGCGCAGGGGUACUAGGGGUAGGGCAGGGACACGAACGAGGCGUGUAAAUGGCGCUGGGUGCUUUACUGGUUGUGGGCUUGUGGCAUUGUUGGUGCGUGGACUUGGAGGCCGGGGAGAGGCACAUGGACAACGUAUGUGUACGCAUGGAGGAGGAAGACUACUCCUUCCCUGUUAGUGCGCUGGCGUGGGCGUCAGGGCGGCAGGGACAGGGCAUUACCGGUGGUGUGUUGCCUAAAUGGCUAAUGAAAGGGCGUGAAGGCAGGAGCUUGCGCGUGAUUGCAGGUUAAGGAGACUGACCGCGCGUAGGAACGUAUCGUGAUUUCCGGAAUUAUGUUGAAGGAAGACUGGUUGCGAAAGUAUGUAUUUGUGUCGAUGUGAUGUCCCGGGCUAUCUAAUCACAGCAAGACGUGUAGGAGUGGGGCGCGCACGGCAGCAGAAGGGCAGCGUGUCGAUUUGGGAAGGGUACGAACGGCAGCUGGCGGUGGGGUCACGGAUGCCGUCAGUUUGCACACUCUCCUUCAUCAUAGUGAUGGUGGUUUUAUUGUAGUGGUAGUGGUUUGACACUUUCACGGCCCUGUUGGGUGAGGUGAAGCCUUGAGGGUAGGAUCGGGGGCUACCUCCUCCUGCUCCUAACCCAUUGUCCAUAUGCGUACGGUUUCCCGCUCCAGCUGCGAUGGUGGUCCGCUUGACUUCCGUCCUAGUGCCCCGAGGUGGCGCCCAAUGAGUAUCCUGAUGACGUGGAGGGGCUAGGUCAGGCGCUCGUGGUGUUUCAUGGUGGCGGCUGUCACGAAUUCGAGGUUGCCAAGAUGAUAAUGAUGAUAUACAGCUUGAUGCUCCUAAGGGCAUUUGAUCUUUUUUGCCUAGUCGUAUUCGAAGUUGGCCUACUAGGGUCUUGCCAAUGCAAGAGAUGCCCCAGGUGGUUUUCGCAGCUGUGGGAUUGAAUGGCCUGGUCGGAACCUUUAGGGCCUUUUUGAGCCUUUUCUCUUCUGCUGCCCGUCGAUUGAAGCUGAUUGAAAAGCACACAUUCAGUAAAUACCCGGUGCUUGACCUGGUAAUUGGCAUUGCUAAGAGGGAACUCGGGCAAGGGGGCGCAUCCUGUGUUUGGGGAUCAGUAUGAGUAAGUGUCGCGCAUAGAUCUCCCUUUAGCCAUUACGAAACUGCUCGACAAGUGUCCCGCCGUUCUAAUACGCAAUGUUUUGUUGCAGGGUAGCGGACUGGGGGCCCAAUGUCAACGUUGCAUGCGGACUUACGCCUCGUUUAAUGUCACUUGAGCAUAGUAUUUUCAAUAUUAGAAUCUUCUUACGUCCGAUCUACCUUGCCUAAACUACCAGCAGCAGAGUAUAGGGGAAAAAGGGAUGGUCAGAGUAUAGGGGCGCUGUACCGGAUGGUCACGGUAUCGUACGGACGUACCUACAGUAUGCAGUAAGCGGGCGGGCUGGUUACAUGUCUGUGUCCGUCUAUUGUUCCGUAAGACGUACCUUUCUAUCACUUCUUGUCACCAGUCAUGGUUUGUGGCAUUCAGCCAGGACGGUGUAGAUAAUGUUGGCCCCCAGAGGGCUACUAGGACGUUACAUGAAUACCUGGAAGUGGAUUGCAAUCUAUCCAUUGCUCUUUGCUUGCUUGGUUUUCAAGAUAGUUGACGCGGGCACUAACGAAAGCUUAACGUUCACUCUUGCGAGCGAGGAUGGCUUUUACUACCCGGUUCUCGAGAGGUACUUGGAUACUUCCAAUUACUCGCGCAUUGUAUGGAGCGCUCAAGAGCUGCGUUCGCUUCCCCUCUUCAAUGCCACAACAAAAAGCAUACCAGUGACCAGUACAUACUCUGUUAUUAGUGGCUCCUUUUUCAGCAUUUUCUUAACAGAUCAAGUCCAGCUAUGGAAAGGGGAGAAUGAUACUAUUACUACUCCUGCAUGGUUUGACGUCCGCGAUGGCGGCGAGUUGCUACUUGUUGGAUUCUCCCUAAACUGGUCUCCACAGGUUGGAGCACAGUUUAAGACAUCCACCCUUAUGCAGCUGCUGUACGCGCGCCUUAGUCUCUACGUCAGGUUGUCCGGAAGCGGCAAGUUGCAGCUGCUGCGUACAACCAUUGAGGGCUUAACAUGCGACGGCCUGGAGAGGUUGAACGACAACCUCACAAUUCUGGCGAGCCAUCCCAACUUGACACAAUGGGUCCAGCCUGUUAUGCGGUACACCUUUCCCUACCUCUUUAUCAAGUACGGCAGGCUGGGGCCGAUCUGGGUCGAAGACCUCACAGUGACGUGCGCGGCGAACGCGGACCUCAGCCCCGCGGCAUGUCCUCCGGCUGUGCCCAACGUGUACAACGUCAGCAGCCAGGAGGACAUCCUCACUGCUCUUCAGGCGGUGGGAGCCACAAACGUGCGCACCUGCGUUACCCAGCGCACCAUUCUUCACCUCGUCUCAGAUAUCACCCUUAAUCCCUAUACCUGGCCUUGGGAGUCCCUGGGCGUGUACAUUACCUCAAACGUCACGUUUGAGGGGCAACUCGGCGCAAACACCGUGCUGGACUUUGGACUGGGGCUGAACCUGUUCAAACUGCGCGCAGCUGCAUACGUACAGAUCCGAAACCUGGUGAUAGCGAACCUACCGCUUGCGCCCGCGUCAGGCUACGCGGUCCCCAUGUGGGCCUUCCAGUACGUUCGGCGGCUGGUACCCGUGGACGAGGGCCGCGUGCACCUUGUGAACACGAAGGCCGUCAUCACUCCGGACGAGUUCGUACAGGUGCAGUACUGGUCGUACAUCAUCGGCAGUCCCACGCGCAUCAUUGCUGCGCUGGGUGGCUGGCAGAGGCUGAUCCAGAACAUCACGACGGGAGUGUCCGAUUCAGACUCUGUUACGUUUUUGAGGCUAUGCGCCAUGGGUAUAACCGGGGAGAACCUGAGCCUGACGACCCAUGCGGACAAUGUACAGUCGAUGCGCAAUGAAACGGGCGUCAUGCAGAUCAUUGACCUCAUCAAGAGUGAACCGCCGUUCGUUGUUGCGCCCUACACAGCUGCGCAAUUGAGGCGACUCGUGUGUGCCCCAGACUACCUACUCACACGCUUUGCGGAGCAGGACGGCAUGACAAAUGGCAACAGCACGCCUAUCGUGUUGCUCCUUCAAAACAACAUAACCCUAGACCGCGCAGUAUGGCCAGCGGCAGGGUGCAAAGUGCAGCGUAAAGUUACGAUUCAGGGGAAACCCUUUGCGGAUAUCUGGCUGGAUUUCGGCGGUGGUUCAUCCUUCUUCUCAGCAGUCGGUAACGGGCGUUUGGGCUUUAAGUAUCUCACACUUCGGAACGAGAGCUGGCUCGCGGGUUACAAUGCAACCGUGGCGACAACGGUGUCGCCAUUGACUUUCAUGCAGCUUGGUCUGUGGCCGGUUUCAUUUGACAGAACGUCCUUGACCCGUGUGCAAGUGACGUCCGUCACGUUGCUCAUCUCCCGGCCUGAGCUUGAUGUGUUGCUGGCUUGCGCGAACACGUACGCAACAAACAGCUCCGAAGUGAGCACAAACACGGCAGUGCUGGAUGUCCUGAAGCCGGAGACGUGUGCCCAGCUGUUCCCAUCCGACACUGUGUGGGCCAACACUAGCGGAGAGGCCGUCGGCAUCCAGGUGUCUAGCAUGCACCUCAGUGCUUUUGAUGCAACUGAUUUGCUGUUGAGCGUGGACCCAUGGGUCACAAGACCUGACCUGCUGCAGAUGUUGGCGGCGUCCCCAAGCGCCCACUCUGCCACCAGCGGAAAGCACUCGGGUGCCAAUGGAAAGGCCGCCAUUGGCGGGGCAAUCGGUGGGGCCGCUGUCUGCUUGCUGCUCGCCCUUGGAGCUGUGUUGUACUGUACCCAUCGCCACCGUCGCCUUCACAAGCAUGAGGAACAGCUUCGUGGAUUGCAAGCCAAGCAGACCACCCAUCUUCUGGAGCUCAGCAAAACCAAUCCGCUGGCACAGGUGAUUCUUGACCACCUGGCAGGGAAGGACCCAGGGGUCGCCCAUCUGGUGCUGAGCAGCGAUGCAAAAGGCGGCAGCAGUGAGUGUGGCCAAGGUGUGUUGUAUACACCUUUCACAGCUGCUGGUGCUCAGGGCCAGGUUGUGAAGAGCACCUGUGGAGACUGUAGCACUGGUGGCGGAGAAGCCACGACGAGUGGUGCAGCGGUUGGUAACACCACGUCACGGACAACACCGCCUGAUGCCCAGAUGAGCGUUGCUGCUACGGACUUGGUGGAGCUGUUCAAGCACUUGACCAUUUUGGGGCUGGGAAACAUGGCUGCUAAAGCUGGCGGCAGCGUUGUGAGGAACUCCAUGGGCUCCGACGGCUGCAGAGUUGAAGUCACUCCACAGCGAUCCUCAGACGACUUGGAUGGCAGCAAUCCGAAUGGUGUAGUGACGAUUGCAGUGAAGCCGGAACACAUGAGUGGUGAUGGCGACAAAGAAGCACCUGGAGGCGACAGGAGCACGCAGGAAGGGACGUCGUCUGGCCUGCUGGGCUUCUUACGAGUCAUGGGGCGGAGGCUGUGGUGCUCCUCGAGUGCCAGCUCACCACUGCCAACCGCAGCAAGCCUUGGACAUGGUGGCACUGAUGCACAGGUCACCAGGGGGCAUGACAUCGAGCCUCAAGGUGCCAGCGACGGGGCCCGCGCUGAAAGCGCCGGCGAAGGUGCUAAACACCCUGUGGACAGGGAUGGCUGUGCCGCUGAUGCAGGCAAGAAAGCUAGCAGCGACAGGCCAGCUCGCUGCGAGGGUGAAGGUGCUGACAAAGCUCACAGCCGCGGGUCCUCACACGGUGCCAGCCGUGACAUGGAGGGUGCAGAUGUCAAAGCUGCAGCAGGGAAGGAUACAGCAGUCACUGCUGCUGUGCCAACACUGCCUCAGGGCUUGCAGGAGCACGUGACACAGAGCCCAGUGUUGGAGGAGCUGCUGAGGCUGAGCGUGGAUCUGGCGGGGGAGAUCGAUGAUAACCAGCUGAUUGUGACGGAGGUGGUGGCCUGCGGCGGUUUUGGCACUGUGUACAAGGGCAUGUGGCACAACCUGCCUGUGGCGGUGAAGGUCGUAUUGUUCUCAACGGCCUCUGUGAACCGCCGAAUAGCUCUCCAGGAGGCUGCCCUGUCCAAAUCCAUCAGUCACCCCAACAUCAUUGCCACGUACGCUGUGGACGUGAAGCCCAUGACGGUGCUGCGCUGUGAAGGCAGCACCUGUCCCAACACCAGCAGCGGCUGCACCGCAGAGGGCAAGACCAAGAGCCUUGCAGAGAUCCAGGAAUGGCGGCUGUACAUCAUCCAGGAGUUUGCGGAUGGAGGCACACUGCGUCGGAUGCUGGACAGGGGGGCUUUCCACGACCUGGCCACCGGCCUGCCGCGCCUGGAUAUGCUACUGGAUGUGGCUCAAGGGGUGGCUGCGGCUCUGGCGCACCUGCACUGCAAGAACGUGGUGCAUGGAGAUCUCAAUCCCAAGAACGUCCUCCUCAAGAAAGUCCCUGCGGCGCUCGCUGCCCGAGCCUCUGCCGCAGGCUGGGGACGGCCCGGCGGCUUCCCUGCCAACUACCCCGGCCAACCGCGUCCCAGCAACCAGCACCCGCAGCAUCCACAGCACCAAGCAGCCGCUGCACUCGCUGCCGCCUCCUGCUACGGCAGUUACCCUCUCGCCGGGUGCUGCGGCUUUGCAGUCAAGGUUGCUGACUUUGGGCUGAGUGUGAAGAUGGAGCACAGCCAUAUGAGCGGCAUGCGGCAAGGAACCCCGUUUUAUGCAUCUCCGGAGCUAGCGCAACAGGGCAUCAUGUCGCGCGCUGCCGACACGUACGCGUUUGGCGUGCUGCUGUGGGAGCUGUACUGGGGGCGGCCGAUCUGGGUGCCCGACUCCUGGGCGGCCUGCGGCUAUGUGCAGCACCAGGACUUCCCGCUGCUGCCGCCCGACUGCCCCACCGACUACGCGGCGCUCACUGCCGCCUGCCUGCAGGCCAACCACCUGCGGCGACCUGGCUUUGAGGAGGUGAUGGCGCGGCUGGGCAACCUGGCGCAACAGCUGAUUGCGGCGUCCCUACCCAUUGGCAACGCGGUCCCCGCCAGACCCUCGAUGGUGCCCAUGCCUGCAACGCCGCACGUGUCGCAGCCGAUGGCCCAGAUGCCGCCAGCAAUGCUGCGACCCACGGGUCAGGAGGCCAUGGCACAAGGCGGCCAGGACCGGCCAGGGGCAGCAGCCCAUGCGGUUACUGCCGCUGCCAUCAAUUCUGCACAGGUGGAGGCGGCAGGGGCUGCGGGGCAGGUGCCAGUGCUCUCGCCGCCGUUGCCACAACCCAAGGAGACUAAACCCAAUCCCUUAUGAUGCCGCAAACUUCGAUACAGGAGGAACUGUGUGAUAGUAGCUCCCACAAAAGGCGAAUAGCGGUCUAGUUGGGAUGUCCUUACUUAUGACCUUUCUGCCAGUUACAAAUUGUGCUUAAGUUGGGUUGUAUUUAAAUUACUUAAUAGAUUCUAAUUGGCAACCAUUACAGGUGAUCCAGGGAACCGCAUAUACGCGACUUAGGACAUGAGUGCCGGGGUUUGACGGCUGUUUUCUUUUUGAGUGUGUGAAGGGCUGUAUGGAAGCGUAGCCCAGUGCCGUACCCUUACAGUGGCUACCGUGUUGCAGUGCGGAGGUGUGUCUUAGUCGUAUUAUCGCGCGUGUUAAUAUGUCCCUUUCUGGAUUUGACAGAUGCGUUUGCUGUGGCUGGGCGGCACCGCUUAUCGAACAUUGUCGGGGUUCUGGUGCCUGUCGGCUAGGCGCUUACGAAGGGUUCGGCGCCAUGACAUGCGCCUAAGGGACACAAUGAAACACAAUGAUGCUUUGUCGUAUGGUUUGUGGUUGGUUUGUUACUAAAUGGGUAAACGUCGCAGUGCCGUUGAAGUACCGUUUCACAUAAUCAAUGCGUAAUGUGUGCGUAUGUGGUAUAGCAUAUGGGUCAACCCGAAAAAAAGUACUCGGAAUGUGUACAUCGCAGGGAAGACAACAUCUUCCGUUAAGGGUUCAGAACACCCCGUUGCUGACAAUUCCUGUUGUUACUUUCCGUUGGCGAGUGUUCCUUGACCCAUUCUUGGCGGGUUUCAUACCACAUGAUACUACACGAAGUUGAGUGCGUUGAUAGGACUAAGUACCGUACGUGCAUGUGGGCUUGUGCGUUAUGUUCCCUGGACCUCGAAACUGAAAGGUGCCUUGCCUGGAUUUGUAAUAUGAAAAUGGGCC
This is a messenger RNA of Astrephomene gubernaculifera, 8303 nucleotides long. The record is from the annotation of a GenBank genome assembly. Lineage: Eukaryota; Viridiplantae; Chlorophyta; Chlorophyceae; Chlamydomonadales; Astrephomenaceae.